Messenger RNA from Solanum lycopersicum (tomato), 2612 nucleotides. RefSeq names its product UDP-glycosyltransferase 708C1. NCBI's taxonomy places the organism in Eukaryota, Viridiplantae, Streptophyta, Magnoliopsida, Solanales, Solanaceae. The record is from RefSeq and is a predicted model, not a curated record. Gene Ontology annotation, molecular function: UDP-glycosyltransferase activity.
UUCUCCAAACAAACAGAUAGAUUUUCAGGAAUUUAGAAACUAUAUCAACGCCGUUCUUAAACGAGACUAAACAAAGUUCAGUAGAUAGAUUUUGAAAGAUGGAACCUCAUAUCGCUCUACUUCCAAGUGCUGGAAUGGGGCAUUUGAUGCCAUUCCUUCGCCUUGCUGCCAUGUUAGCUUCUCGUAAUUGUAAGGUCACUUUACUCACUGCCCAGCCUACUGUCUCUGCCGCUGAAUCUAAACAUUUGAAUAGCUUCUUUUCUGCGCAUCCACACAUUCAACGCCUUGAUUUUCAAGUCGUUCCCCUCCAAUCGUCCAAUCCUCAUGGUGAUCCCUUCUUUCUCCAGUUUGAAGCUAUCAUUCGCUCUGUUCAUCUUCUUCCUCCUCUUCUAUCUUCAUUAUCUCCACCCAUCUCCGCUCUUUUUCUUGACAUUGCUGCUGCAACGUGCGUUGAUCAGCUUGCUGAUCAUCCAUCAUUGUCUAUAUCAUACUACAUCUUAAGUACAACUUCUGCUAGAUUUUUUUCUCUUAUUACCCACCUACCUCAUUUGACUCUUGAAAGCAGUUGCGUGAACUUGAAGCUUCAUGGUCUACCCUCAUUUUCAAUAUCGAACAUCCCUCCUCCUAUUUUCAACCCACAGAAUCUCUUCACAACUCAAAUGAUCUCAAACGCUCGAGCUAUCUCCAGAGUUAAAGGUGUUGUUUCCAAUACGUUCCAUUGGUUUGAGGCUGAGACAAUUGAACCCCUCAACAGUGGCAAGACCUCUAUUACUCUUCCUCAGUUUCUGCCAAUUGGACCUUUCAAGCAUUACGAAGACCCUGGAAAAUGCUCUUCCCUUUCUUGGUUAGAUGAACAACCUGCCAAAUCAGUUGUAUAUGUUAGCUUUGGAAGUAGAACAGCUAUGUCAAAGGACCAAAUAAAAGAAAUAGGAGAGGGAUUGUUAAAGAGCAAGCAAAAGUUCCUUUGGGUAUUGAAGUCCGUCAAAGUUGAUAAAGCAGAGGAAACAGAGCUGAAAGAAUUGGUAGGACAUUCACUCCUUGAAAAAAUUGAAGAGAAGAAACAGGGGAUAGUUGUUAAAGAGUGGGUGAAACAGGAAGAAAUUUUAACACAUCAUGCAAUAGGAGGAUUCUUUAGCCACUGUGGUUGGAAUUCAACGAUGGAAGCAGCUCAGAGAGGAGUACCAAUGCUUGCAUGGACACUUAACGGGGACCAAAGGUUUAACGCAGAGGUGGUGGAGAAGGCAGGGUUGGGGUUGUGGCCAAAACAUUGGGGUUGGCUGGGCGAGAGAUUGGUGAAGUCGGAAGAGAUUGAGGAGAAGAUUGAAGAGCUAAUGCAAGAUCACAAGUUGAGGUCCAUGGUUCCGAAAGUGGGGGGAAGAGGCCAAAACGGGCUUGGGAAAUUUGGGGGUACAUCAGAAAAAGUUGUGGGACAAUUAAUUGAAAUGCUCAAGCUCAAAAGUUUUGGAAUGUUUAAUCUCACCUAAUGGGUUUUUCCUCUUCUUACAAGAAGUAACUUAACAGUUAAUAAGAUUGGCUGCCAAGUCCAAUCAAGAUAAUCAAAACUUAUAUUACUCAAUACAUCAGUUUUGUGAUAUGAUACAGAUACUAAAAUUAAUUCCUCGACUGUUCCUCAACCAAACAAGCAUAUGCAAGUGUCUAAAUACCUAAUUGUACAAAACUAUUCCUUUUAUCUUUUCUUCUGAAUUUGACACAGCAGAUGUCAGCAACGUAAUUGGAACCAUGCCUUUAAUCUUUACAAAGCAUCAGCUCAUCGAUUUGCACCAGUCAUCACUCAUCAGGAUGUCUGAUUCAAUUAUCAACUCUGCAAAGCCAGUUCACAUAUUAUUUCUCCCAAGUGGUGUAGGAGUGGGAGAAAUGUUCCAUUUAUUCAACUAGAUUCCAUGUUAGCUUCAUAGAGAUCUAGAAUCAACUUUAUUGGCAUGCUACUUGAGAUCUAUACUACAAAGUAGAGCUUUAUCUCCAACUUUUGCUCCGGUCAGCCAGAAAUCAAGAUACACAGGACUCGACAAACCUAACAAAUUUCAAACAAAAUAAAGCUGAUCCAGUCAGCUAAGAACAUUAAAGAAGAAGAAGAAUAACGGCUGGCCAAGGAUUCUAGAGUUAGCCUGGAAAGCUAAAUAACAUCAAAAGAUUUUCAAUAUGACUGGAACUGCAGGGAACUACCAUUUCGGUAGACAGUUUUCUUUGGAAUAACAUCAAAAGAUAUUGCAUUCUCUUGAAGCCUGUCUUGGAGGUCUGUCGGGCCAAACACAAUCCCACGAGGGAAAACACCUCCUUUUGGAAGAUUGUCUCGUUCCUUGAGCAAAAAUAAGGGCACUCUGGACUAGAAUGAUUGGAGUUGUCAAAUAAGCAAUUUCAGGUCCUAUUACUCUUGUAAUUAUCUCCAUAUCAAGUUUCCUGUUUCCUUGUGACACAAGGCUGCCAUCACUAAACCCCUGUCCAACAAACCACUUCUUAAAGGUAGCACUUGCCACUUCAUCCUCAGUAGGACCCUUUUUCCUGAAAAAUCCAAGAUUGAACACUGAAGGGAAGUUCAAGAGCAGCCACCUCCCUAUACGAGUUUUACCAAAAAGAGCAAUGAACUUGCCAAA